Messenger RNA from Myotis brandtii (Brandt's bat), 3253 nucleotides. It is a transcript of the gene AOPEP, whose product is annotated as chromosome unknown open reading frame, human C9orf3. NCBI's taxonomy places the organism in Eukaryota, Metazoa, Chordata, Mammalia, Chiroptera, Vespertilionidae. The transcript is spliced from 17 exons. Bases 232 to 2730 code for a protein of 832 amino acids. Gene Ontology annotation, cellular component: nucleolus. The record is from RefSeq and is a predicted model, not a curated record. Gene Ontology annotation, molecular function: metalloaminopeptidase activity; zinc ion binding.
GAUGACGUCACCAGCGCGUGCCCCGUAGCCCGUAGUAACCCCGAGUCUGCGGAAGUGGACACCCUUGGGCAGGCAGCUGAGACAGGGGACUGAAGGCUGUGGAACCAUAAUUUGUGAAUCAGGGGGUUUUGUGUGGUUUUUUUGGACAGACAGCCGUUUACAAUUCCGAAUGAGUAAGGCAGAUAGGAAGCCCCUUCUGAGAGUUUAACAAAGCUCUCAACAACCCACACCAUGGACAUAAAGCUGGACCCUUCUCGAGAUGACCUGCCUCUCAUGGCCAACACCAGCCACAUACUUGUGAAGCAUUAUGUACUGGAUUUAGAUGUGGAUUUUGAAAGUCAAAUCAUCGAUGGCACCUUAGUGCUUUUCUUAGAGUCUGGAAACAGAUCCAGGAAGAAGAGUGGUUCCACCGAGGAAGCCUGCCGAUCGGAGUCAAAUGAAGCCUGCAGAUUUAGGAAGCCGGAACCCUGCCACGUUCCUGUGGCAGAUACAAGGACCUCCUGGUCUCAAAUGGGAUACAGUGAUUUUGCAAUUUGUGGUAAAGGUGAAAGAGAUACUUCUGGUAAAGAUGGUAACCAUGACAACCAGGAACAGACUUAUGGGAUUUCUAGCUCGAAGCACUGCUGUGACACAGGGAAUCAUGGGAGUGAGGAUUUUUUGCUGGUGUUGGACUGCUGUGAUUUAUCUGUGUUAAGGGUUGAGGAGGUGGAUGUUGCUGCUGUGCCAGGUAUUGAAAAAUUUACAAGGUCUCCCAAGCUCACGGUUGUUUCUGAGCUCAGGAAUCAGAUUGUACGUGAACUUGUGACUCUGCCUGCAGAUCGUUGGAGGGAGCAGUUAGACUAUUAUGCUCGGUGCAGCCUGGCUCCUGGCUGUGGGGAACUCCUGUUUGACACUGACACGUGGAGCUUGCAGAUCAGGAAGACAGGGGCUCAGACAGCUACGGCUUUUCCUCAUGCCAUAAGGAUACGGUACAGAACCAAACCCCAGGGGCGAUCAGUCACAUGGACCUCAGACCAGAGUGGCAGGCCAUGUGUUUAUACGAUGGGAUCUCCCAUAAACAACAGGGCCCUUUUUCCAUGCCAGGAGCCCCCCGUUGCCAUGUCAACAUGGCAGGCCACAGUCCGAGCAGCUGCAUCUUUUGUUGUUUUAAUGAGUGGGGAAAAUUCUGCCAAGCCAACACAGCUUCGGGAAGGGUGCUCAAGCUGGCAUUACUACGUAACCAUGCCAAUGCCAGCCUCCACCUUCACAAUUGCGGUGGGACCCUGGACAGAAGUGAAGCCCGAGACCUGCUCGCCAAGUGACCUGGCAGCAGAGAGGUCCCUCUCGCCAUCCGAGGCUGACUUUAGGUGUGCUGGCGUCUGUGGCCACAUGGAAUACCCCUGCCGCUUCCAGGAUCCGUCCGCCACAACCCAGGAGAUCAUUCCUCAUCGGGUGUUCGCCCCCGAGAGCCUCGCAGGUGCCUGCCAGGAGACCCUUCUGCAGCUGCUCUCUCCUUGCCUCUCAGCAGCGCACGCUGUGCUGGGGACACACCCAUUCUCCAGGCUGGAUGUGCUCAUCGUUCCUGCCAACUUUCCAAGCCUGGGGAUGGCCAGCCCACACAUCGUCUUCCUCUCUCAGAGCACCCUGGCCGGAGGGAGCCACCUCUGUGGGACCCGGCUCUGCCAUGAAAUUGCUCACGCCUGGUUUGGCCUGGCCAUCGGGGCCCGCGACUGGACGGAGGAGUGGCUGAGUGAAGGGUUUGCCACUCACUUGGAAGAUGUAUUCUGGGCCAAAGCACAGCAGCUGGCCCCCCACGAGGCCCAGGAGCAGCAGGAGCUGCGGGCAAGCCUGCGCUGGCGGCGCCUCCAGGACGAGUCGCGGAACUCCCCGGAGCAGCUGCAGGUGCUGAGACCCAAUAAAGAGAAAACUGGCCAUGUGAGUGACUCAGGAUCGUCUGUCAUUAAGCAUGGGCUCAAUCCAGAGAAGGUCUUCAUGCAGGUUCAUUAUUUAAAGGGUUAUUUCCUUCUCCGGUUCCUUGCCAGAAGACUUGGAGAUGACACCUAUUUUUCCUUUUUAAGAAAAUUUGUGCAUACAUUUCAUGGGCAGCUGAUUCUUUCCCAGGAUUUCCUUCAAAUGCUGUUGGAGAACAUCCCAGAAGAAAAAAGGCUGGGUUUGUCUGUGGAAAGCAUCUUCCGAGACUGGCUGGAGCGCCCGGGACUUCCCCAGAUUGUGUCUUCAUUGGGUACUUUUGGGAGGCCACAUCACAGCGGGGACGGGCGGCGCUCGGGACCGGGGUCCCGUUUCCAAUGCUCUGUGGUUUUUGCAUUUCAGGUCGCGAAAUGGAAGCGAGUGAACCGGAGACCCCGAAAACGGAAGCGAAGAGGGACCGAAGAAGCGUUUGAAAAGCUCCUUCCAGACCAGCUGGUCUUGCUUCUGGAGCAUCUGUUGGAGCAGAAGACCCUGAACCCCAGAACUCUGCGAAGCCUUGAAAGGACAUACCGCCUCUCCCAGCAGGAUGCAGAGGUUCGCCAUCGGUGGUGUGAACUCGUUGUCAAGCACAAAUACACAACAGCGUACAAAACCGUGGAGAGGUUCCUUCAGGAGGACCAGGCCAUGGGCAUCUACCUCUACGGGGAGCUGAUGGUGAGCGAGGACGCCCGGCAGCAGCAGCUCGCCCGCCAGUGCUUCCAGCUGACCAAGGAGCAGAUGGACAGAUGCUCAGCCCAGGUGGUGGCCGAGAUGCUGUUUUAAAGAGGAAAGAUCACAGUGAGAUUCCUUCUCAUAAGCUCCUAGUAGCCCUGGUGGGACCAGGAUGGCGCUGACCCGGACAUCAGAGGAAGGCGACAGGGCUGCUGGGCCAUCAGCGACAUCGGCGUCCACGUCUGGAGCUGCUUUCCCGCGGCUGCUCGCAGCAGAGCACACGUGAAAGGCCCAUCCUCAGGAAGGGUCACCUCGUCCCCACCCGAAUGUGCCGCCUCCACACACUGAAUGCGCACGGGGCCAGCGUGUACGCAGUCCUCCCCUGAACCGUUGAAGAACCUGGGGCCGCGGAAGGUCCCCUCGGUGUGCGGCUGGAGGGUCAGGUUUCUGUGCGGGAGCCAGUGAGCUCCGCUCCAUGGGCUUCUCUGGCUCAUUUCAGGAACUUCUGCAGAAUUUUGGUCGAUAGUUCCGUUAUUUAGAUAUUUGCCAAAAUUGUAGUGCCUUUUGGUAAAAGUACGGGAUAAGAAUCUAAGAUGUAUUUAAUAAUAAAAUGUAAUGGAUUAAUGUUUUUGUA